GGGACUAAUUUCCAGACCCCCACUUGGGUCUGGGUAAACAGCACCGCCCCGAUGGUUGUUUGUUUUAAGUGUGGAACGAUCCGUCGCACAGCGCCGGGCUCGAUUGACACUGUCUGCUGAUCUGCUACUGCGGAUUGCUCAGAAUAACAAGGCUGCUCGCUAAUUCCCGUCUAUCGGGGCUUUCGCCGAAACACCGAGAGAGUAGGGUCCAAAAAAAAUCCAACAGGGCAGGCAAGAACGCCGCGCCGCCGUUGUCCGCACCCCAGAAUGGCUUCAGGAGAUCUUUACGAGGUGGAGCGGAUUGUGGACAAGAGGCGAAACAAGAAGGGCAAGUGGGAGUACCUGAUCAGAUGGAAAGGUUAUGGGCGUAAGGAGGACACCUGGGAACCGGAGCAUCACCUGAUGCACUGCGAGGAAUUCAUCGACCAAUUCAACAGCUCAAGAUGGCAUUCACACAAACGACCUAAGAUCUCAAAAAACCACGGGGAACCCCUCACAACCAGCCAACAUUCAGCUACAGAAAACUCCCGGGCGCGUUCUGAAGCCCGGAAGAAGAAAAGGACUAGUGGUCCAGCUGUGGGGAUGAGAGUUGGACCCGUUUUAGGAAUUGGAAGUGGAGGAUCGGGACUCUCUCAUAAACAGAAGAAAAUAGGUGCUGGAGCUGGGAAACCUCCUUUAGGGGAGAGAAUGAGCAAAGCCAUGACAUACAAGGCUCAUCCAUCAAGUGGGCCUCACUGUGUUGCCCUAUUGAGGGUUCCUCAUAAUGGACUUCAGAACGGAGAGAUGGAGCCUCUUGUGUAUAGUACAGCACCAAGGUCACAUAGACUGCCAUCAGAUAGGGGGGAAACAGAACUAGGACAAAGAGAUACCACUGGAUCACAGUUCACUACUGAACUAGGCUCCUCUCUCGCCAACGGGAAGAUGCAUCUGCACAGCUCCGUAAAGAGGAAGUUGGCGGAGGAGAAAGGCUACGUGUUUGACAAGCGGCUCAGGUAUAACGUGCGACAGAACGAGAGCAACUGUCGAUUCAGAGACAUUGUGGUCAGGAAGGAGGAGGGCUUUACGCAUGUCCUGCUCUCCAGCCAAACCACAGACAACAAUGCUCUAACGCCAGAGAUCAUGAAGGAAGUCUGUCGAGCUUUGGGGAAUGCUGCUGCUGACGACAGUAAGCUGUUACUCCUCAGCUCUGUGGGGACAGUUUUCUGCAGUGGCCUGGAGCCCUCCUACCUCAUAGGGCGUUUGUCCACCGACCGCAGAAAAGAGAGCAGCCGAAUCGCCGAAGCCGUACGGGACUUUGUGUUGGCGUUUAUCCACUUCAAGAAGCCGAUUGUUGUGGCAAUAAAUGGGCCCGCUUUGGGCUUGGGGGCAUCCAUCCUGCCUUUGUGUGACGUAGUGUGGGCUAGUGAGAGAGCGUGGUUCCAAACACCAUGUGCAGCCCUCCACCUCACCCCCUCUGGAUGCUCCUCUUACACCUUUCCUCAGAUUCUGGGUGUAGCUUUGGCCAAUGAGAUGCUGUUCUGUGGAAGGAAACUCACAGCACAAGAAGCAUGCAGUCGAGGUCUGGUAUCACAGGUUUUCUGGCCAACCACAUUUAACCAAGAGGUGAUGCUGCGCGUUAAGGAAAUGGCAUCAUGCAAUGCUUUGGUUUUAGAAGAGUCUAAAUGCUUGGUGAGAAGCAUCCUCAUCUCAGUGCUAGAAGAAGUGAAUGAGAAAGAGUGUCAGAUGCUGAAGCAGCUGUGGUGUUCAACCAAAGGACUGGAGGCGCUCUUCAGCUACGUGCACAAUAAGACCAGUGAAAAGUAACCAUGCAGAGUCUGAUGGACGAAUCCGGUUGACUUGGGUCUGAGGCUGCCUGAGCAGGGAUGAUCGAGAAGAGGAUGCUGGGAUUUCCAACGCUACUGAAGCUCUUUGAUUCACUCCAUCGGAGAAGAGUGUCUGGACUUUUGUCUACUUGUCUCUCUAAAAACAAAAUAAAUCCCAUCAUCAUCAUUUUUUGUACUAGGGCUUCUCUUUGGACCCACUGUGUAAUAACGUCCAUGUUCUUUAUGUAGGAGUCGGGGCCGGGUGUACAUCACUUAGAAGCAGAGGAACUGUCGCCGAGUAAUCUCACUGCAGAUGAUAAAGAAAUCAUAUAUGUUGUUAAUAUAUUCAUAUAUUUAUUUCAGAUGUAUAAAUUAGCUGUUUCCUGUAUUUGAGCUGCAUUUUUGGGGGGUUUUAUUAUGCUCACUUAUGUCUUGAGCUGAAGGGUAAACCAAAGUCUGGUGAAGCAGUCUGUUUAGUUUUUGACAUGCACUUUCACAUUCACUCCCAUGUAUAAAAUCUAAAAAAAAAAAACUAAAAAAAACCUACUGCUGCUAGUAAAUCAGUCCGAGGGAUUGUUCAAGAGUAGAGGUCAAGAAGUACCACAAUUUGAUAAAAAUCAUUAAAAGAUGCCUAAUGACCUAAAUGUGGACAUGUAUAAGUAUCAGCAAAUAGACCACAAUGAUUCAUACCGCUCAGAAAUUUUGAGUUAAAGUUAUUUUUAUUCAACCAGGCAAAUGGAAGCAUGCAUUUAUUUAUUUUUUAACAAAAAAAAAAAAACAGCACAAUCCAGUUUAACUUAGACCAUUUUCAAACAGCAAAAUGUUAUUUGGUAUUGCAUCAAUUAAAUUCUUCUUUUAACUGCUGACCAGCUUUUUUUUAAAUUAUUAUUAAUAUUUUUUUUAUGUUUUCACUGGUAUUUUAACAAAUUUUUCUUGUGAUGAGCUGCAAGACUGAAGUUGGAAAGACUCCAUCCCAUCUGUGCCCUUCUCCUUAGCGC
Messenger RNA from Gambusia affinis (western mosquitofish), 2800 nucleotides. RefSeq names its product chromodomain Y-like protein 2. Gene Ontology annotation, cellular component: nucleus. The coding region runs from base 268 to 1803 and encodes 511 amino acids. The record is from RefSeq and is a predicted model, not a curated record. The transcript is spliced from 7 exons. NCBI's taxonomy places the organism in Eukaryota, Metazoa, Chordata, Actinopteri, Cyprinodontiformes, Poeciliidae. Gene Ontology annotation, molecular function: transcription corepressor activity.